This is a messenger RNA of Anopheles merus, 2054 nucleotides long. RefSeq names its product proton-coupled folate transporter-like. Gene Ontology annotation, biological process: transmembrane transport. Bases 508 to 1974 code for a protein of 488 amino acids. The transcript is spliced from 6 exons. NCBI's taxonomy places the organism in Eukaryota, Metazoa, Arthropoda, Insecta, Diptera, Culicidae. Gene Ontology annotation, cellular component: membrane. The record is from RefSeq and is a predicted model, not a curated record. Gene Ontology annotation, molecular function: transmembrane transporter activity.
UCCGGCCGCGUGCGGCAUCUUAUCUGCAUCUGAUAGACGCACUCUAUCGCACACAUACACAAACAUCGAAAGGGUGUAAUUUGUUGUAAUCCUUUGAUGAUGAACCAGUUUCUUUAAACAUUACGUACGCUGUACGCAUCAAACAAAGGAUCGGCUAUUGAUCAGUUACGUCUACAAUGUUUACAUAAAUAUAAGGGUGUGAGGAUUAGCGAGGAUCGAAGAGCUCAUUUUCAUAAUGCUAAACAAACCUCAAGGCAUAGAGCAAUGGCGUAUGAAAUAAUCUGUAUUCACUGUACUCAAGAUUGCCCUGCGCGGAAACGGAACCCCGAUUCGCUGCCGGUCGAUAUCAAUAAAACAAACAAAAAAUCGAUCGACUACAGCGCACACUUUUGCAAGAUUUUGAUAACCUACUCCGGAGAGUCCCUUGGCCAGACCAAAUAAUGAUGCAGCGGAACAGACCAGAGCAGAAAAGAACGCGGGGCAGAAUUCAGUGGUACCGCGAUCACCAUGGAAGAAGGACGCUCGGACAGUGUGUACUCCAGUGGCGAAGAGGACCUGUUCGCCAAGCAGAGCCUGAUGAGGUUGCGCAAUGCGGCCCGUUGGCGCGAGCAGGCCCAGUACAUUAGCUUCGAGCCUGCCCUGCUGGUGUUUUGCUUUGCCAUGAGCAUCUCAGAGGUCGUCCUGGCGAAUCAUAUCAUCCUGCAGACGUGCCUCGUGGAAGGGUUCGAUCGUAGCGAUUGUCAACUGCUCAACACGGACUCAAACUCCUCCCGGCGGGCGAUGAUCGAAACGCAGGUCCAACCGCUGGCGGCCAAUGUGACGAUGGUGAUAGUGAUUAUAAAGUCGGUGGUUCCGGUCCUGAGUGCCCUGCUGCUCGGUGCGUGGUCUGAUCGUUACGGUCGAAAGCCUGCCAUGCUGAUCGCGAGUGCCGGCGUACUGUGUUCGUUCGUGCUGCUGACGCUGCUAGCGUUCCUAUCGAUGCAGGUCACUCUGACCCCAUGGUAUUACACUGCCGCUUAUCUUCCGUUCUCGGUGCUGGGCGGCAUGACCGUGAUUACAGCGGCCGCCUUCAGCUACCUUUCCGACGUUACAAACGAGCAGACGCGCACGAUGCGCAUGGGCUUCAUGGAGGCCUCCAUGAUGGCCGGCGCACUGUUGGGAUUUCUGGCGAGCAGCUACAUUGUGGAAUGGUUAAACGUUGCCGCUACCUUCCUGAUUGCCAGCGUGCUGAUCCUGCUGGCGAUCGUGUACAUCGCCCGCUUCACCGAGGAUAGUAUCAUUCUGAGCAACAACAACAGUGCGGUGGAAAAGUUGCGCGAUCUGCUGUCUUGCGAACGGUUGCGCGAGCUUUCGGGGACGUUUUUCAUGCGCCGGUCUGGUUAUGUUAGAGAGAUACUGUGGUCGAUCGUGCUGCUGACCGGACUGACAGAGCUAGCCGGUGGUAGUGGCGGAGUGUUUUACAUGUUCACGAGACGAAAAUUCGGCUGGGAUUUGAAGCAGUUCAGCUACUUUCAGUUUACCGAUGUGCUGAUCAUCAUUUUUGGCAAUGUAAUUGGAAUACCGAUCCUGAAGCAGGUACUCCACUGUUCGGACACCACCGUAGCGAUCGUAUCGAUCGCCAGCUACAUCGUGGACUCGCUGAUCAUGGGCUUCGCAAGCAGCGGAUGGAUGCUGUAUUUGGCUAUAUCGGUUACAGUUCUCAAGGGAACGGACGGUGCGGCACUAAUGACCAUCUGUUCUACGAUACUGCCCGCCGGUGAUAUGGCCAAGUUCUUUACCAUGGCGCUAUCGCUAACUGCCGUCGUGCCGCUAGUGUCUGCCCCAUUGUUUACGUUCGUGUACAAUGCCACUAUAGAGUCGUUACCGGAAGUGUUCAACUUUGUGGCGGCUAGUGUGUAUGGUGCAGCGCUGUUGUUGAUGUUCAUCAUAACGCAUCUCAUUAGACGGUUUUAUCAGCCAGAAUUGUUAUUAUAGAUGCAAACAAAAAAGUGUUUGGGACCAAUUAUAUAAAAAAAAAUCGUUUAAUUCUUUUUUCUUAUAUUUUUCAAAUGAAA